This is a messenger RNA of Myripristis murdjan (pinecone soldierfish), 2626 nucleotides long. Its product is annotated as cystathionine beta-synthase-like. Gene Ontology annotation, cellular component: cytoplasm. The transcript has 15 exons. The record is from RefSeq and is a predicted model, not a curated record. Gene Ontology annotation, molecular function: cystathionine beta-synthase activity. Bases 141 to 1898 code for a protein of 585 amino acids. NCBI's taxonomy places the organism in Eukaryota, Metazoa, Chordata, Actinopteri, Holocentriformes, Holocentridae.
GUUCCUCCUCAGUGUGUUAGUCAGGCUUGAAUCAAACUCAAGUCUUUUUUCACCCACUUCGACACGAGUUUUGUUGCCGUGUCCGUGCCGGAGCCGUCACUUGUUCAGGUUUCGGGCAGAGUGAAGACACCAGGUAAGCCAUGCCCUCCGUUCCCUCCUCCAAAGAGACCGCUGUUAAGGGCCCCAUGUGCCCACACGCUGCCAAGCUGCUUGCCCACUCCAAUGGAGACUCCAAGCGUGAGGGUGCGUUCCCCCACAACGGGAUGGGCAAGCUGCCUGAGGCGGAAGAGGCCGAGCUACCCAUUCAGCUGAAUGCACAGAGCACCACUGCGGAGAGGAAGUGGAUCCGGCCUGACCUGGCCAGCAAAUGCACAUGGAGCCUGGACGCCAACAACAGCGACUCCCCCCACACACACUGUGUUAAAGCUGCUGUCCCAAACAUUCUUCCCAACAUCCUGCAGAGGAUCGGGGACACUCCCUUAGUCCGCAUCAACAAGAUCCCAAAAACCUUUGGCCUCAAGUGUGAAAUAUUGGCUAAGUGUGAGUUCUUCAAUGCCGGUGGCAGUGUGAAGGACAGGAUCAGUUUGCGGAUGGUGGAGGACGCUGAGAGAGCUGGGGUCCUCAAGCCUGGAGACACCAUCAUAGAGCCUACCUCAGGAAACACAGGUAUUGGACUGGCCUUGGCUGCUGCUGUGAAAGGAUACCGCUGCAUCAUAGUCAUGCCUGAGAAAAUGAGCAUGGAGAAGGUGGAUGUUUUGCGAGCCCUCGGAGCCGAGAUUGUGCGUACGCCCACCAGCGCUCGCUUCGACUCCCCGGAGUCUCAUGUGGGCGUGGCCUGGCGCCUCAAGAACGAGAUCCCCAACUCACACAUCCUGGACCAGUACCGCAACCCGAGCAACCCGCUGGCUCACUACGACACCACGGCUGAGGAGAUCCUGGAGCAGUGUGACGGUAAAGUGGACAUGCUAGUGGCAGGAGCUGGCACAGGUGGCACCAUCACUGGCAUCGCCCGCAAACUGAAGGAACGAUGCCCCAACAUCAAGAUAGUUGGUGUGGACCCUGAAGGCUCCAUCCUGGCUGAGCCCGAUGAGCUGAACAGGACCGAUAAGACCCAGUACGAGGUGGAGGGCAUCGGCUACGACUUCAUCCCCACCGUCUUAGACAGAAAAGUAGUAGACACAUGGUACAAGUCCAACGAUGAAGAUUCCUUCAAUAUGUCCCGUAUGCUGAUCAGAGAAGAAGGCCUGCUGUGCGGAGGCAGCUCCGGCACUGCCAUGGCAGCGGCGGUGAGGGUCGCCAAAGACCUGAAGGAGGGUCAGCGCUGUGUGGUCAUCCUGCCAGACUCCAUCCGCAACUACAUGUCCAAGUUCCUGAGUGACAAGUGGAUGGUCCAGAAAGGUUUCCUGAGGGAGGAGGACAUCAUGGUGACCAAACCCUGGUGGUGGAACCUGAAGCUGCAGGGUCUGAACCUGUCGGCCCCCCUCACCGUCCUGCCCACCGUCACCUGCCAGAACACCAUCAAAAUCCUCAAGGAAAAAGGCUUCGACCAGGCGCCCGUGGUGGACGAAGCUGGGUUAAUCCUGGGCAUGGUGACCUUAGGGAACAUGCUGGCCUCUGUGCUGGCAGGAAAAGUCAAGCUGUCAGACCCGGUCAGCAAGGUGCUUUACAAGCAGUUCAAACAGAUCCGUCUUACUGACAACUUGGGGAAGUUGUCCCGCAUCCUGGAGACUGACCACUUCGCCCUGGUGGUACACGAACAGAUCCAAUACUUGACCGACGGCUCUCCCAGUCUGAAGCAGAUGGUUUUUGGUGUGGUGACGGCCAUCGACCUGCUGAACUUCGUCACAGCCCGGGAAAAGAGAGAGAGAUACUUGUCUGAGAGCAACGACGACGUCUGACUGGCUGAAUAACACACACGCAGACAGUAUUUGCUGCCUGAGCAGUUCUUGCACUUGCUAACACUUAGACACACAAUCAAGGAUAAGUUAUAAUAGACGCACAAAGGCCAAAAAACACACACACACACAAAAAAAGUAGUUUUUGACUGAGGUACUGUAAGUUAUUUCCCCACUUAAUCAGUUUGUCUCACUUUUUAUUGAGUCUGAUUAAAUAAAAGCAAGAUAUGUCGGAGAAUGUAACACCACUCAGUCAAUUUGUGAUUGCUUUAUGUUUGAAACAGUUAAUUGUUGCUUAUCACGUUUAUGAUUUGUGGUUUAAAAACAUCUUUUGUCUGUUUUUAAUUUGUUGAAAGCUUUCCUUUUAUAUUUGGCCCUUACAAAUCUGUGUUGCUCUUGUGUUUAUAGGGAUGAUAAAUGCAGUUUUGUUUGUCUGUAGUUCUGCUUGUAUAUAUAUAUAUGUAUAUUUACAGUGCUGCUCACUGUAUGCUGCUUUUUAAUUGUGUAUUAGUAUAUAAAAAUACACAUUGAAUAUACUGUAAUCUUCUUAAAACAAUUAGGUGCUAUUGAAUUUGGUUCCCCACUCCCCUUGCUCCACAGUGUUACACUUUGUUUUUGUGCUGUACCGACAAUGUAACUGAUGUUUGACUGUGUUACUUUGGCUGUAUCACAAGGAAAUAUUUUAUGAUGCAUGAUUUCCCCCUGAUUAAUGUUAUUAAAUAAAGAUUAAA